CGCGCCGCCGCGACAACACGUUAUUAAGGCCUCUGUACGCCACUACACGCGACGCGCGCGUUUCGAACGUAGUGAACGAUCUCGCGACCGGUUCGCCGGAGCCCAUGAGCGACUAGUGACAUCUCGAUACUUGUGCUGUGUGACUUGCAGUGAAACGCUCAGUGCAUACAUGUGCAAGUGAUGGAUUACUGCGGAUCUACCUUCGAGUGCUGACGACCGGGUACGGUCCCGACGUAUGCCCCGGCGCCGCUAGCCCGGACGCGCCAGCAUGCGCGCCCCCGCGGUGCUCAUCGCCCUGCUAGGGUUUCUACCCCAGGUGCUGACGUCUGGUUCCUUCGAACUUAGGAUAAAAAGUUUUACGAACUCAUUGGGUAGGUUAAGUAGUGGGCAGUGCUGUGAUGGUUCCUCAAAUAGUGACGCGCCGUGUUUGGCGCCGUGCAGGACUAAAUUCCGAGUGUGCCUCAAGAUAUAUCAAGCUAACAUCGACACGACGUCACCAUGUACCUUCGGUGACAUUACAACGCCUGUGUUGGGCGGCAACUCAUUGGAUGUGCCCAACCUCCACGUGGAAGGAUUUAGCAAUCCCAUCGUAUUCCCCUUCGACUUCACAUGGCCGGGCACAUUCACGCUUAUUGUGGAAGCUUGGCACGACACCAAUGAGACGUCGAGAUCUGAUGAUACCCUUAUCGCGCGAAUGACGAAACAAAGCGUUGCGGAUGUGGGGGGCCCAUGGAUAGAAGAAGAACAACGGUGGGGGGGACCCGGCUCUGCUCAUCUGAAGCUGUCGUACAGGGUGACAUGUGCGGCUCAUUACUACGGCGCAGGGUGCGAAGUGCUGUGCAGGCCAAGAGACGAUGCCUUCGGACAUUACACCUGUUCACCAUCAGGAGGCAUUGUCUGCAAGCCUGGCUGGACCGGAGACUAUUGCUCGAAACCGCGGUGCUUGCCCGGCUGCGACGCUGAGCACGGCCACUGCCUCAAGCCCGACGAAUGCAUCUGCCAUUCGGGCUGGGUGGGCGAGCUGUGCGACCAGUGCGAGCGGCACCCGGGCUGCAUGCACGGCACCUGCAUGCGGCCCUGGGACUGCAUCUGCCAGGAGGGCUGGGGCGGCCUGUUCUGCAACCAGGACCUCAACUACUGCACCAACCAUCGCCCCUGCCGCCACGGGGGCACCUGCCACAACACCGGCCAGGGCAGCUACACGUGUAUGUGCCCGCCCGAGUACACCGGGCCCAACUGCGAGAAGUCGCUGCAUUCAUGCUCGGAGCGGCCCUGCCUCAACGGGGGCGCCUGCGUGCCCGACGAGGGCGGCGAGAUGGUGUGCGCCUGUCCUCCGGGGUACGAGGGCGCGCGCUGCGAGACCCGGCGCCUCACGUGCUCCGACCGGCCCUGUCGCAACGGCGGCGUCUGCGAGCCGCGCGGCGCCGGCUACGUGUGCGAGUGCCCCGUGGGCUACGCCGGCGCAGACUGCGCGCUCGAGGCCGACCCCUGCGCCGCGGGGCCCUGCCGCAACGGGGCCACCUGCUCGCGCGCUGGCGACGGCUUUAAGUGCACCUGUCGCGCCGGAUUCCGCGGGAACCGCUGUGAGAUCGACAUCGACGACUGCGCGGGCAUCACCUGUGAACACGGCGGCACUUGCGUCGACCUCGUCAAUGGCCAGCGCUGCCAGUGCGCACCCGGCUUCGUGGGCUCGCGCUGCGAGACCAGAGUGAACUUGUGCCUCGCUAAACCCUGCGCGAACGGAGGAGAAUGCAAGAUCUUGGACAACGACUACCAGUGUCGGUGUAGACCCGGGUUCGCCGGCAAAGACUGCAGCAUCGACAUCGACGAGUGCUCGUCUUCACCGUGUCGGAACGGAGGCACGUGUAGGGACCGCGUGGACAGCUACCACUGCACGUGCGCCCCGGGCUGGGGCGGUAAGUCGUGCACCGUGUCGCUGGCGGAGCUGGUGUCGAAGCAGGCGGGCGGGCAUCUGCGGCGCGUGGGCGACGAGCGCGGCGACGAGGCGCUGUCGGGCCCGCAGGUGGCGUGGAUCGCGGGCGUGACGGCGGCCGUGCCGCUGGCGGCGCUGGGCGCGGUGCUGGCCAUCGUCUGCCUGCGCCGGCGCCGCGCGCGCGCGCUGCGGGCCGCCGACGCGGAGGCGCGCGCGCAGAACGCGGCCAACGCGGGCGGACACGUCAUCCGCAACACGUGGGGCAAGUGCGACGCGCCCGCGCCCGAGUGCCAGAACGCGCACAACGCGGCCGCCGAGGAGUGCAAGCGCAAGACGCUCAACACCGAGAGCGCGAGGCUGCUGGCCGCGCUCGACCCGCGACUGUCGCGCCUCUCCGGGGACUCCGCCUACUGCGCUAAUAGCGAUACGUCGCUAGUGAAGCGAGCGCUAGAAGGCGGAGGGGUGUACGUGUUAGACGACCAUUGCUUGCCGCCGACGUACGCGACACAAGUGUAGUGAUACUGAGUGCGUCAAUGGACAACACUAACUUAUUUAUUCACAACGGACGCUCGUGCGAAACAGGCUGUGCGCCGCGUGUAAAUAUAGCGUAAAGUGUAAAGUGACCCUGUAUAAACGUCUAGUUAUAAGCGUUCCGAAGUAUUUAUUUAAGAGAGCGAUUCGUACGCCCCUGUAAAUAGUAUUGGCGGGACGGAUCGCGUUUUUUCCGCCCCUGAUCGGCGAGCGUCGUGGCGACAGUGGCGCCGCCAAGCGUCGAGCGGCCGCCGCGAGGACCGCGCGAGCCGAGGGGCCGGUGGACUUGUCCACGUCGCGAUCUCUGUACACUUGGCCCGAGGACAUUUUGUACAUAGUUUAAAUGUUUAAUCUAAAUUUAGAAAAUGUUAACAUUUUUGUAUAAAUUCUAGAUCCUCUUCAUUUUUAUAUAUAGUCCUCGAUAGCCUUUUGCUAGUUUAAACUGUUUACAAAAUGUUCAAGUCCCAAGUAUAGGUAACGUGUGCUGCGUCCCGUAGCUCGGUCCGCUGCGCGACGCCGCAUCAUGCCGCGCCACUGCACCGCUCACUCUCGACCACUCUCGAUCACUCUCGAUCACUCUCGAUCACUCUCGAUCACUCUCGAUCACUCUCGACCACUCUCCAUCGAGCAGGCAGUAGUACCGAGCGCGUGCAGUGUCGCUACAUGAACACCACACACCACUAACACUAUCCCUCUAGACUCGCACCAGUAUAGAAGCCAAACCGUGCGUAAAAUAAGAUUAGACUAAUUUAUAAAAAAAUAAUAAUAACGCGAAUGAUGCGUUCAUCAGUUUUACAUUGAUUUAUAUUUUGUGAUUGACUAAUUGUUGUCAUUUGUUCCUAUGAUUAUGAUAGUGAAUUACCCCACACAAAAAAUCUUGUUCAGGUUUUCUUGAAAAUCGACGUAGAUUUUUUUCUCUGUCUCUCAUAACUUCUGUACUCGGGAUGUAGUUCAGUUAGCACGAUAAUGUAACGUUCCUGAGACUGUGAGCGCCAUUUCUACAAGCUGUAUGGCCAACAUGCAGCUCGUACAAGUCGCGGUCGCGCCACACAAAUGUUCACGCACCUAACUUAGUCCAUAGGUUAAAAUUACUGCAGUACUUAUACAAACAAAUUGUCGAAACCUAAGUCAUUGUGUAUAAAAAAGUAAGUUUUAGUUUUGUAAGUAUAUUCUCCAUUACUUAUAAGAGUACUGAGACAAUAUAAAAUGCGUCAUUAGGCAACAUAGGACACGAUACUUGCUUGUUUUAACUUAUUUAUUUGAUACGUACAGGCCUCGAUGUUGUGUUUGGGUUCCCACUCGAGCGGCCACACACGCCGGCAGACUGUGUCGACGCUCGACCACGAACCGACUUCAUGAAAUAAUUUAUGUUAAAUUACAAUUUUAUAAAAGCCGCGUACUCAUUACGCGGCAAGUUAUAGGUUAUAUCACCUCCUAUGUUGCCUUUUGCACUCGAACGUAGAUUAAAAAGGUUAAAUCGACAAAAUUGUAAAAAUAUGAAUAGACUGAUGAUCAAUAAUAAUUCUCUUGUAUUUAAUUUUUUAAGAUGACAAAUAAGUUUAAAUUAUGAGGAAAUAAUGAACAUCCAAAUGUACUAAAAAUAGAAUCAUAAUUUUUGUACUUAAUUGAUCACAGUGAACCUUUCAUUUUUCUUUUUGAGAAUAUUUCGUUAUGAUAUUAUAAUUCAAAAUUAUGAUUUCCAUUCCGAACAUUAAAAUGACAGUAUUUUUAAUUUAUUUAUUACAACCAUUAUAAUUAUUGUGAAUUUCUUUAAUUUUAUGAACAAAAUCAUUGUUUAAUUAUUUUUUGAGCUUAAGUUUACAAUUGACUGAUGUACAUUGACUUGAAAAUGAUAUUUUGGACACAUUUUAAUAAAUCAUGAAUGUAUUUGUGGCUGUAUGUGUGAGUAUACUGAAAGAUAAAAUUUCAAAUCAUUCCAUUUCUAAGCUAAGUAGCCUUAUCUAUAAAUCUUAAUGUUUAAUUUCGCUAUUUUCUUAUUAUUGUUUAUUUUGCAUGUGAAACCAGUGAUUAUCUUAAUUGUUCUAUGUUUCGUCCGUGUGGACAAAGUACAAUUAUCUGUUAUCUAUCUUAGUAUAAUAAUGUUACCUUUUGGUAUAUUCACAUAGAUGUUUCAAAAGAAAAAUGAAAGAAAUCUUCAUGUGAAAGAAAGCUGUAACCGAUAAUUCCAUAAAUAGAUUCUAACAGAAUAAAAGUCAUAUUGUGUUGCUAAUGCGGUGAUAAAUUUGCCAGCGAGUGUAUGUGACGAAGUGUAAUUAUUGCAGUGGAUGCAAACGAG
Messenger RNA from Spodoptera exigua (beet armyworm), 4760 nucleotides. The record is from the annotation of a GenBank genome assembly. NCBI's taxonomy places the organism in Eukaryota, Metazoa, Arthropoda, Insecta, Lepidoptera, Noctuidae.